AUGGAAGGCUUGUAUGAUCACUACAAGAAACUGGUUGAUCGCCACACGAGGAGCAAGCGUCUACAUGACCAGCAUUUUGCUAAACAUAAAAAAGACCAAGACCCCGAGACGAACAUUCACCGUGCAAAACUAGCUAUUUCUUGGGCUAAAGAUGCAUAUGAGGCAGGUAAAGCUCGAUUAGAGUUCAUGCAAAAAUUUGAAACUGCUUAUGGUGAUGUGAUUUCUAUUGGGACUCAUAUCGAGGCGGCACAGCAUGCACUCAACAGUGCUAAGAAUGGCGUGAAGGAAAUUAGAACUAAUAACGACAGUGAGUAA
This is a messenger RNA of Penicillium macrosclerotiorum, 315 nucleotides long. RefSeq lists its product as uncharacterized. The transcript has 2 exons. NCBI's taxonomy places the organism in Eukaryota, Fungi, Ascomycota, Eurotiomycetes, Eurotiales, Aspergillaceae. The record is from RefSeq and is a predicted model, not a curated record. The coding region runs from base 1 to 315 and encodes 104 amino acids.